UCAAUACGCUGUAACAAUCUAUAAAUCUUAUAUUGCCGAUGUAAAAUUAUUCCUUUAAACAGUUUGCCGCGGAAAAAUUGAACAUUAAAUACAACGAUUCUGCAACCUGUUGAAAGUCGAGUAUCGACGAGGUAGAUCACAUUCGAUUCAAUACUUUUCGAUAACAUCGUUGUUGUUAGCCUAGAGGUACAACUGGAGUGAAAUCUUAGGCUUGAUUUUAUUUACAAACGUAGCAUAAAGUGUCAUAAGCAUGGAAUCCCAUUAUUUUUAAUGUUUCUCUGCAAGAUGACGUCCACCCUGUCUCGGUUUCUCGUAUUAGAUAACAUAUUUUGUUAGCCUUAAAACAAGGGGUUAGGUUUAUACCGAUAAGCCACAGAAAAAAGCUAUGGAGUUUAUAAUAAAUCGACUAAAAGCUCUUGUAGUACUUCUCCUGGGAAUAUUCAGACGAGCCAUGUGUUGUCUUCGACGUCGACGUAGAUCAUCCUGCGAUUCAAUCCCGUUGUCAGCGGUUGGUGUGGUUCCAAGUACUACAAACAACACAGCAGAAUCAGAGCAGUGGGAUCAAUGGGAGGAAAAUCCCGUUGUUGUUGUGCCAGACAAACCAGUGAAUACGAUACAAGCUAAAAUCGAGCAAUAUAGACAGCAAGCAUCUAAGCCGACCGACGAGUCAGAAGAGCAACAAGCGAAUUUCUUCGAGGACAUGACGCCGAGGAUUACCAGACAAACUAAAAUUUUAGUAAAAGAUAAGAAGUCAGAAACUGUUUCAUGGAAUUCUUCGAAGUUUGCCAUAAUUAAUGAUCCUAUAUUAUCUAACGAACUCGAAGAAUGGGAAGACAAUACCGUUGGCUGGGAGGAAGAAACAUCGAAGGAGUUUGGAGAUCCUAUAAAAACAUUGAGAGAACAGAAGAGGCAGGAACGAGAACAGAGACUGUUCGAGCAACAACAAAAGAGACUCGAACGUAAUUCCAGACCACAGCCAUUAGGAGCAAAACUAACAUCUUGAUGAGAAAGAUUACGGCCGUAACAUUUUUUUAUGACAGAUCAUACAUUUUUAUCUAUCGACGUCCAUGCAUAAGAAUUCUUCGACGUUGCAUGGAACGUCGUACAAAGCCAAGAAAUCAAAGAGUAUUAUAAUUUACGUUAUCGGUAACUGUUACGUUCUAUUGUACAUUUUAUUCAACUAUAUGAUGCAGAGCAGACAUACCGCGGAAAUAUUUCAUUUAAAGCGUUGAGAUUUGUAUUCUCAUCUGUUUGUUGAUUAUACGCUGCAUAUGAUGCAUUUAAACUAUUAUUUGCUGUUCAAUUGACGAGCUCGUAGUAGUAUUUAACAUUGUGAGAAGCAAUGGAUUUUUACCUUUAACGAUGUUGUAUUACGACAUAACGCAAACGCAAAGGGCGGUUUCAUGUGUGCAAUUUGUGCGGUCUUUAUAUGAAUUCUUUGUAAAACGAUAAAAACAUAUUUGCCUUUUAUUUUCGAAAUGUUCUUCGCAUUUAAAAGCAUUCCGUGUAAAUAGCCCAACAUAAUGCUGUUUAGAAUCUCUGUUUCCAUUCUAAUUUGAUCGAAAACAAUUUUUUAAUCUUUACAAUGUAUCGAUCUCUGAAUUUUUUAACAGAAUCUAAACAGUUUCUAUAUCUAUAAAUAUAUUAUGAUUUUACUGGGAGCUGAUAUUGCAAUGAAAAUAGGCAACUAAUGCUAUAAAAGGACGGUGAUUUUUAUCAUGGCUCCAAAAUUUAAACUAUGUUCGUUUAGUUUCUAGUGAUACAAAAUAAAUCGUGGUGUUAAGUAUGUUAUAGUACCAAUUGUAUAAUUUUUUUUACAUAUUCAACAUGCAACGUCGUGUAAGUUCACCUUAACUCAUAAAAAUAUGCAAGUGGCGAUGGUCAUUAGACCGAAUAGCGAUAAUAAAUGACCGUGCCAUUUUUCGACGUAUGUACCACCCGGUACUGCGUGUCGAUAAAAAGUAUAUGACCGAA
Molecule: messenger RNA, 1974 nt
Organism: Megalopta genalis
Lineage: Eukaryota; Metazoa; Arthropoda; Insecta; Hymenoptera; Halictidae
Cellular component (GO): secretory granule
Source: RefSeq, a predicted model, not a curated record